Saimiri boliviensis boliviensis (Bolivian squirrel monkey) is the source of this 814-nucleotide messenger RNA. It is a transcript of the gene RAX2, whose product is annotated as retina and anterior neural fold homeobox 2. The record is from RefSeq and is a predicted model, not a curated record. Gene Ontology annotation, molecular function: RNA polymerase II cis-regulatory region sequence-specific DNA binding; DNA-binding transcription factor activity, RNA polymerase II-specific. Gene Ontology annotation, biological process: positive regulation of transcription by RNA polymerase II. Lineage: Eukaryota; Metazoa; Chordata; Mammalia; Primates; Cebidae.
AGGGGCUGCCGUGGGCGGUGGGAGCCAUGUUCCUGAGCCCGGGCGAGGGGCCGGUGGCCGAGGGUGGGGGUCUGGGGCCGGGCGAGGAGGCCCCCAAGAAGAAGCACCGGAGGAACCGCACGACCUUCACCACCUACCAGCUGCACCAGCUGGAGCGGGCGUUCGAGGCCUCCCACUACCCGGAUGUGUACAGCCGCGAGGAGCUGGCGGCCAAGGUGCACCUGCCUGAGGUGCGGGUACAGGUGUGGUUCCAGAACCGCCGGGCCAAGUGGAGGCGCCAGGAGCGGCUGGAGUCGGGCUCAGGCGCCGUGGCAGCCCCGAGACUCCCCGAGGCCCCGGCGCUGCCGUUUGCCCGCCCCCCGGCCGUGCCGCUGCCCCUGGAGCCCUGGCUGGGCCCCGGACCGCCGGCCGUGCCAGGCCUGCCCCGCCUCCUGGGCCCGGGCCCGGGGCUGCCAGCGUCCUUCUCGCCCCAUGCCUUUGGCCCCGCGUUCGCAGACAGCUUCGCCCUGGAGGAGGCGUCCCUGCGGCUGCUGGCGAAGGAGCACGCGCAGGCCGUGGACAGGGCCUGGCCGCCAGCCUGAGCCUGCGCCCCCCCCCGGGCCCCUCCUCGGCCCCACCCGAGAGCCGGGGACGUGCCCUGGUGACAGCCACCACGCCUUGGGCUAGGCCGAGGUCAGACCAGGCCACGACUGGGGAGUGGGACCAGAGACAGCCCGAUGGGUCCCCGGCCCCCGGCCCCCAUGCCCCACCCAUCACCACCCAUCCUGCUGGCAGCGGACUGGCCCUGAGUGUCAGGCAGGAGGUGUUCGGAGCA